Molecule: messenger RNA, 570 nt
Organism: Lasiodiplodia theobromae
Lineage: Eukaryota; Fungi; Ascomycota; Dothideomycetes; Botryosphaeriales; Botryosphaeriaceae
Product: 60s ribosomal protein l18
Exons: 4
Coding region: 1-570 (189 amino acids)
Biological process (GO): translation
Cellular component (GO): cytosolic large ribosomal subunit; ribosome
Molecular function (GO): structural constituent of ribosome; RNA binding
Source: RefSeq, a predicted model, not a curated record
AUGGGUAUCGAUUUGGACAAGCACCACGUGCGGAACACCCACCGCAAGGCUCCCAAGAGCGACAAUGUCUACGUCAAGCUCUUGGUGAAGCUGUACCGCUUCCUUGCCCGCCGCACGGAUGCGGACUUCAACAAGGUCGUCCUCCGCCGCCUCUUCAUGUCGCGCAUCAACCGCCCCCCGAUGUCCAUCUCCCGCAUCGUCGCGACCGCCGCCAACAAGAACUCCGGCAAGUCGCACGAGGGCAAGACCAUCGUCAUCGUUGGCACCGUCACCGAUGACAACCGCCUGCUUGAGGUCCCCAAGCUCUCCGUCGCUGCUCUGCGCUUCACCGCCACCGCCCGUGCCAGGAUCACCAAGGCUGGCGGCGAGUGCCUGACCCUCGACGAGCUCGCUCUCCGCGCCCCCACCGGCGCCAACACCCUCCUCCUCCGCGGCCCCAAGAACGCCCGUGAGGCCGUCAAGCACUUCGGCUUCGGUCCCCACUCGCACAAGAAGCCUUACGUCGAGUCCAAGGGCAGGAAGUUCGAGCGUGCCCGUGGCCGCAGGAGGUCCAGGGGUUUCAAGGUGUAA